Molecule: messenger RNA, 1556 nt
Organism: Phascolarctos cinereus (koala)
Lineage: Eukaryota; Metazoa; Chordata; Mammalia; Diprotodontia; Phascolarctidae
Gene: CKM
Product: creatine kinase, M-type
Biological process (GO): phosphocreatine biosynthetic process
Molecular function (GO): creatine kinase activity
Source: RefSeq, a predicted model, not a curated record
CCCCUCUGGCUCCCCUAUAUAAGCCAGGGGUUACCCUGCCAGAUCCCUGGGUCACCCGUCAGUUGUAGGGGACACAGAGAGAAUCCAGUCUAGCCCAGCUCAGGCCCUGCCCAGCCGCCACCAUGCCUUUCGGAAACACCCACAACAAAUACAAGCUCAACUACAAGCCGGAGGAGGAGUACCCCGACCUGAGCAAACACAACAACCACAUGGCCAAAGCACUCACUCCAGACCUGUACAAGAAGCUCCGGGACAAGGAGACACCCUCUGGCUUCACCCUGGAUGAUGUCAUCCAGACUGGGGUGGACAACCCAGGCCAUCCCUUCAUCAUGACUGUGGGCUGUGUGGCUGGUGAUGAGGAGUCCUAUGACGUCUUCAAGGACCUGUUUGACCCCAUCAUUCAGGAUCGGCAUGGGGGCUACAAGCCCACAGACAAGCAUAAGACCGACCUCAACCAUGAGAACCUCAAGGGUGGCGACGACCUGGACCCCAACUACGUGCUGAGUAGCCGUGUCCGGACGGGCCGAAGCAUCAAAGGUUAUACCUUGCCUCCUCACUGCUCCCGGGGCGAGCGGCGUGCUGUGGAAGCCCUGAGUGUCAAAGCCCUCAACAGUCUGACUGGAGAGUUCAAGGGCAAAUAUUACCCUCUGAAGAGCAUGACGGAGCAGGAACAGCAGCAGCUGAUUGAUGACCACUUCCUCUUUGACAAGCCUGUCUCCCCCUUGCUGCUGGCCUCUGGCAUGGCCCGGGACUGGCCCGAUGCCCGUGGCAUCUGGCACAAUGACAGCAAGAGCUUCUUGGUGUGGGUGAAUGAGGAAGACCAUCUGAGGGUCAUCUCUAUGGAGAAGGGGGGCAACAUGAAGGAGGUCUUCCGUCGCUUCUGCGUGGGGCUGCAGAAGAUUGAAGAGAUCUUCAAGAAGGCUGGCCACCCUUUCAUGUGGAAUGAACAUCUUGGUUAUGUCCUCACCUGCCCUUCCAACCUCGGUACUGGCCUGCGUGGGGGUGUGCACGUUAAACUGGCACACCUCAGCAAGCACCCCAAGUUUGAAGAGAUCCUCACCCGCCUGCGUCUGCAGAAGCGGGGCACAGGUGGUGUGGACACAGCAGCCGUGGGCUCAGUGUUUGAUGUGUCAAACGCAGACCGACUGGGCUCCUCCGAGGUGGAGCAGGUGCAGUUGGUAGUGGAUGGUGUGAAGCUCAUGGUGGAGAUGGAGAAGAAGCUGGAGAAGGGCCAGUCCAUUGAUGAUAUGAUCCCUGCUCAGAAAUAAGGGCCUCCACCUUACUGGCCCCCAACACAUACACACCACCUGGAGCCCCACCCCUCCCUUUCUUAUCCCCAGAGCUCCAACUACUGUGUAGAAUUCCAGCCAAUGGCGUUUGGUAAUGAACUCCACUCACCAGGUGUCCUGCCUGGAGUUCCAGCCAAUAGAAGACUACCACCUGUAUUUGGGGAUCUAACCACUUCCUGGAGCUCUGCACCAUGGGGCCUCUUGCUCCCCUUGGGAGCUCUCCCCUCUUCCUUCCACUCCCAACAAUAAAAUCAUGGUGGCCCCAGA